Protopterus annectens (West African lungfish) is the source of this 5469-nucleotide messenger RNA. It is a transcript of the gene KL, whose product is annotated as klotho. Gene Ontology annotation, biological process: carbohydrate metabolic process. Gene Ontology annotation, molecular function: hydrolase activity, hydrolyzing O-glycosyl compounds. Bases 847 to 3852 code for a protein of 1001 amino acids. The transcript has 5 exons. The record is from RefSeq and is a predicted model, not a curated record. NCBI's taxonomy places the organism in Eukaryota, Metazoa, Chordata, Ceratodontiformes, Protopteridae.
UUUACUUCAGCUCCUCAAUCACAGCUGCAGUGAAAAUAAAAGCUAUAACAGGAGAGGAAUAGUGAGUAUAUUUUCAAAUUCAAUCCCUUUACAGUACAGUCCGUAAUUUACAGACUGGCUGCACGGCACCCCUCUUCUUUCUUAAGCGCCUGCGCUGCUUGGUUCUGCGCCUCUGCCUUUUAACUCUUAGGAUGAGAAUAAAACGCUUUUGACCUGAGCAGACCAUUUGUUUCCGCUCCUCAAAAUACAAAGGUUUAGAAAUGUUCCAAAGCUGAAUAAAUAAAUUUCGAAAAUGUAUUAAAGCUUUAGCUGGCGAGGAGGUAGCAAAUAUGGCAUUGAUUCCAGUUUUCGCAAAAGAAAGCCUGCAUUGAGGACACAUGGCAGUAAAAAUUAAGUCAUAAACAACAUUGCAAGCAGUUAAAGAAAAUUAUGUCCGCUUGCAAGGUGCAAAAAAGUUAAGGUAAUGGAGAAAAUUAUGUGUGGUGCUCCUGCUGCUUGUCUUAACUCCGUACAAUUCCCUUCUAAUAGAAGACCCCCCCCCCCCCCCAACCUUGCUCUUCCCUGCAGACCUCAGUCACUAUUCUCCUACCACAGCUGGUGCAUCAAAACCUGCAAACAGCAGGUACCGCAGUGCUGGCUGGCUAAUUAUUAAUAGGUGUUCGCCUAGCAAACAUGUGUGCGCUGAUGGGGCCAGGGAUACAUGGAGGUCCUAAGUGUUCGAUAUUAUGGAAUAGGCAGACAGAGACACUGAGUGAGAGAGACACGGUGAGUUAAAGGCAGAGCUACACUCUCACUGAAGAACCAAGCGAAGUGCACCCACACCGAAACUGCAAACUCGUGAACAGCAUGCUAGCAGCAACCUGGUCGUUAUUUCUGUUUGCGUUCUGCUCAACUAUAUGCAUCCUGACUGCGGAUCCAGACGCUGGGAAAGGAGUCUGGAAGCGAUUUGCAGAGUUACCUCGCCCUGAAGAUGACCUAUUCCUGUAUGACACUUUCCCUGAUGGUUUUAUGUGGUCCGUGGGUACUGCUGCGUAUCAGAUUGAAGGGGCAUGGGAUGGGGACAGUAAAGGGCAGUCUAUAUGGGACAACUUUACACACGGAUCAUCCUUGUGGAAUAGUUCAACAAAUACUACAACCUCGCCACCUGUUACAGGAGAUGUGGCCAGUGACUCCUACAACAAUCUUGAAGGGGACUUGUUGGCUUUGCAAAUCUUGGGGGUCACACAUUACAGAUUUUCCAUUUCUUGGCCUAGAAUAUUCCCCAACGGUUCAGUAACCAGUUUAAACGAAGCAGGAGUCGGUUACUACUCCAAACUCAUCCAGAAGUUGAAGCAGGCUGGAGUAGAGCCAGUGGUGACACUCUAUCACUGGGAUUUACCCCAAACUCUGCAGGAUGCUUUCGGCGGUUGGACAAGCGAAUCAAUUGUGGAGAUUUUCAAAGACUAUGCGGAAUUCUGUUUCCGGGUGUUUGGGGAGUCCGUGAAGUUUUGGAUCACGAUUGAUAACCCCUACGCAAUAGCUAGGCAUGGCUACUAUACUGGUAAGCUAGCUCCUGGUGUCAGGGGAGAUCAAGGAACCCUAUACAGAGUUGGACAUAACCUCAUUAAGGCACAUGCAGCAGUCUGGCAUCUCUACAACGAGACUUUCCGUCAGCAUCAAGGGGGCCAGGUGUCCAUUGCUCUAGGCACCCAUUGGAUAAAACCCAAGCAUAUGACCGACCAAGACAUCAGAGCGUGCCAGUACUCACUCAACUUUGUACUAGGAUGGUUUGCAAAACCAAUAUUUGUGGAUGGAGAUUAUCCUGCCUGCAUGAGAGAUAAUCUUUCUUACUUGUUGCCAGUUUUCAAUGAAAGUGAUAAAAUGUCUGUAAGGGACACGGCUGAUUUUUUUGCACUCUCUUUUGGACCAGUACUCAGUUUUCAGAAACCAGACAUCAUUCCUAAAUUCAAGCAGAGUGAGUCAAUUAAUUUAAGGCAGGCACUUUCAUGGAUAAGUGCAGAAUACAACAGCCCCAAAAUAUAUAUUGUGGAGAAUGGAUGGUAUGCAUCUAGUAACACAAAGACAGAAGGAGCAAAGGACAUGCAUUAUUUAAAACAGUUUAUUACAGAAACCCUGAAAGCAAUUAAAAAGGACAACGUAAAUGUUAUUGGCUACACGGCAUGGUCUCUUAUUGAUGGUUUUGAGUGGGAUCGAGGGUACAACAUUCGGCGAGGGCUGUUUUAUGUGGAUUUUCUAAGCCAAGACAAGAAGAGAGUUGCAAAAUCAUCAGCCUACUUUUACAAAGAUGUGAUACAGAAAAAUGGGUUUCCACCACUGCCUGAAAAUGAGCCGAUAACAGGAACAUUUCAGUGCAAGUUUGCAUGGGGCACAACUGCAAAUGACCUACAGGUAAAGGCAAUCCCUUCCCAGUUUACUGAUCCUAAUAUUUAUAUCUGGGACAUCCAUCAUACUCAAAAGCUUAUAAAAGUUGAAGGGAUGAUUGCCCCCAGGCACAUAAGGAAUUGUGCCGAUUAUGGCAGCAUUCUACAACAAGUUUCUCUACUGCGAGAGAUGCACGUUACUCACUUCUAUUUUCCACUGACGUGGUCCUUUAUGGUUCCAACAGGAAACAUCAGUCAACUCAAUACCACAAUGAUACAUGACUAUAGCUGUUUUGUAAGUGAACUGGCGAGGGCAAACAUAACACCUGCUGUGUCACUAUGGCAGCCUACAGGGCAGAACAUGGGGCUUCCAUCUGUACUACACCAUCAUGGAGGAUGGAAUAAUGAAAGUACUGUGAAAGCCUUUGUUGACUAUGCCAGAGUUUGUUUUAAGGUGUUCGGCAAUUAUGUAAAGCUUUGGAUAACAAUGAAUGAGCCAAACGUAGAGACAUUACGAUAUGUUGCAGGACGUAAUCUGUUGAAAGCUCAUGCUUCAGUCUGGCAUAUGUACAAUCAAGAGUUUAGAAAAACCCAGAAUGGACAGAUAUCUAUUGCACUGCUCGCAAACUGGAUAGAACCUGCAUAUCAUAUGUCUAGGAGUCACAUCGAAACAGCAAACAGGGUUUUGGAAUUUAACAUUGGCUGGUUUGCUGAGCCAAUCUUUGGCUCAGGUAACUACCCUAGCACUAUGUGGGACUGGCUACAUCAGACCAACAACAAACAUUUACUGAACUUUUAUUCAGGGUAUUUCCCUGAAAAAGACAAAGAAUUUAUUCGGGGAUCGUUUGAUUUUUUUGCAUUGAGCCAUUAUAGCACUGUCCUUGUUUCUCAGGAAAUGGAAAAUGACAAAGUGUAUGACAGUUACCUGCAAAAGCAUCAAAUGAAUGACAUCACGUGGUUGACAUCACCUAAUAAGAGUGCUGUUGUCCCUUGGGGGUUGCGUAAAAUGCUGAAGUGGGUGAAAUCUCGGUAUGGUGAUAUUCCAAUCUAUAUCAUGGCUACAGGAAUCGAUGAUGAUCAGAAACAACUUGAUGACAAAAUAAGAAGUUAUUACAUUCAAAGCUAUGUUAAUGAAGCAUUGAAAGCUUACAAACUGGAUAGAGUGGAUGUACGUGGAUAUUUUGUCUAUUCCUUUUCCGACAAAGCUGAUCCAAGCUAUGGACUGUAUAGUUAUGCAGCAAAUGAAUAUGUGCCUAAACGUUCCCUACAGUACUACAAAAAAAUAAUUGACAGUAAUGGCUUUCUUGAUCCAGAUACUGCUAUAAGAGAAUGUCCAGAGGAAUAUGUCUCAUGUCCGGGAUGUUUUUUUCAGACUCGAAAGUCCUUAUUAGCAUUUAUAGCCUUUAUUUGUUUUGCCUUUGUUGUAACUGUGAUACUUGUUAUUUAUUAUUCUCGAAAAGGCAAAAAGAAUUAUAGUGUUUAUAGAUUAUAAAUUGUUUCAUUCUGAUGCUUUUAUAAUUGUACAAAAUAUUACAAUCACUGUUCCACUCAGUCUUUGCACUGUUGAAUACUGUGAUACACUUUAUUGUAAUGUCUUUUUAGUCAGGUCACAGAGGGUCUUAAGUGUUUUAAAUUAUCUUGUUAUAUUAUAUAUUUUUAUGCACUAUUUUAGCAUUUGUGUUUUAGUGGAGAUUUUUUUCUUUAUUAACUUCCAAGUCUCUAUCCCCCCAACUUCUCCUUCCUCCACAUUACCCAGUAUAUGUAACACUUUCUCAUUUUAGAACAGUUUAUUUUCUGCAUCAUAAUUAAAUGUAGACAGAUGGGUCUGUAAUGUUAAAAACAAAAAUGAAUAUUGAUGCAACACAGAGACUAAAGCCAUAUUAAGUUUGUUCAUUGUCUCUGCAUUAGUGGUCAUUUACUAUUUUUCACUUCCAUUUUUGUUCUUGGAAUUCAAGUAUGUGGCAUUUAUUAGGUACAGUACAGCAUCACCUGUGAUCACAGAUGGUUUGGGUUUACAUGACUACAGGGCAUGAUUCUAAAUAGGACAGUAUGGUCUUGUGCUAUUAUACUGGACGACUGUUUUAACUCCUGAUGAAGAGAGCAGAAAUUCUCAAUAGUUGAAAAUCGGUUCUAGCAAUAUGUGGAAUGAAGGGUGAACAGACCCAUGAAUGUAAAUAUUCAAGCAUUUCCUUGUGACAGACCUUAAAUAACCAUUUCAGAUCCUGUGGCAACACUGGUUUAUAGUCAGUGUACACUAUAAUGGUACCUAUUUUCCAGGUGAUGGUGUUUAUGUAAAGGAUUUGACAGUUCAAAAACAUUUUUAUGCUAGUGUAUUUCUUUACCCAGGAUUUCCUGAUUUACCUGCAGCAUUUGCCACUCAUUCUUCUUCCUGCUACCUUGACCCUAUCAGCAGUCUUGUAUCCACUCAAGGAACAGGUACUGCUACUGACACUGCAAUGGAGAAAACACUAGGAUCACAGGUGAGAGAUUAGGACUUUAAAAGAUGUCACCAUUUAGUGACCCUACGUAAAGCUGAUGCCCCAUACAAUGCCAGAAAAUGAUCUGUCAGAGUGCAGGCAUCCAGCCUGGCCAGGGAUUUGUGCGUGCACUACCACUAUGUUCCUGCAUAUUCCCAAUCGCCAACUUUAGCCAGGGGAUUUGUAGCAUUGGUCACCUCUCUCACUGAGAUGGGAAUGCAGCCCAGUGACUGCCUCAGUCAUUGUCCAUAGUCACAUCUUGGAACACCCAAGUCACUGGCUAAAACCAACAUCUCUGAUGUUGUGAUUCAGAGCAAGCUUUCAUGCUUGUGGAGAUGUUUAGCAGUUCAGAAACACAAUGAUUUGUUAGCAAAAUGCCACUCAAAACCAUCAACAUUCAGAUAUAAGUUUCUUAGCACAACUAAGUUCUGAUUUUGGAGUUGGAGGCAAAACAAUCCUAAGAAUGACGUUGUGCAGAAGGUGCCAGAAAGAUAAAGCACUAUACCAAGGUCAGGCAGCCUUUCCUGAACCAACUACUAAAAAUCAUAACUUCUAUAGAUCAUAGGUUCAUACUAGGCUAUCUGCCCUAGGGCAUUUAUAAGCCUAGCCAGAGUGUGUAUGGCUUUCGCCAC